CCUCUAAGGGAGUCGCAUUUUCCAUGCAUUAGACAUCGGCAAAAUCACGAUAGGCAUUCCAGUUUUCUACACGGUGGCUCAUGUGACUUCCCAUGGAUUUCCCUGUUUUGAAGCUGCGGGUAGGCCGUCGUUGUUGGACUGCGAUCGCCCUACGGAAACUACACGAUCGCGUAAACUAUCAAUGCAGCGGUGUAAAGGUGUAGAUACUCAAACGUGAUCGCACCGAUGGGUACCUUACGCGAUCCAACCCGCGUUUUUGUAGCUCACCGUCGACACUCAAGGCCUCGCUACAUCGUGUGCUAGUUCGUCGCUGAUCCAUGCUGGUCCCGUUAGACAACUUCUGCUGUUUUUGAUAAAAUUAUAUAAGCACGGACAUUAAGCGGAAAUGGUGAAUUUCGCAAAGGCGAUCGCCGUCAAGGUGUGGAGAUUAUUCCUCGGUUUCUUUGGUGUCGUGCGCCGAGCGUUUUGCUGCUUUCGAAGGCGUCGACGAGCGUCGGACGUCGGACUGCCAGUUUCUGUGUCGGACCAUGGUAUCAGUAUCGCGCAAACCAAGCCCGACGACUUUCAGAACUGGGGCAGCUGGAAUGAAGAGGAUGGCCCCACAUCGGUCAUGGUGGAUGUUUCCGGCAGCUUGUUGGCACAGCCCGGUGCGUCUAGUCAACGCUCUGCAAACGGCUCUGUGCCCCGACCGAGCCUGACGAGGUCCGGAAGCGGAGACUCGCAGCGAGAUCCGGAAGACGACAUGGACUUCUUCAAGGACAUGACCCCCAGGGUGGUCCGACAAAAGAAGUACGUGCCACGGGUGGAUGAUUCUCUCCCCCACGAGGGACUGUCCAGCCGCCUCAAAUUCGAUGCAAAAGCUGGGAUUCGUCAGGGAUCGGAACUGGGCGUCCUUGAAGACGAAGCGGACACAAAUACCUGGGAAGAUCUCGCGGAGCUCGAGGACUCUGCGGAGCUGACGUCUGCGAUCCGCGAGAAACGGCAGGCAGAGCGGGAGAGGAGAAUGGCGGAGCACCAGCGAAAAAAGCAAGAGAAAGAGCUGCGCCGCGCGAGUGCAGGGACGAGAGUCCGGAUCGGCUGAUCGGUGCCAAUCGUCCAGCAUCCUACCAACAUUCGCCAGCUCGUGGAGUGCUCUCUUUCUCCUUUGUUUUGACUGCGCUGAAGCACUUUCGGAUUCAUUGAAAUCUCAGUCUUGCGAGACUUUUGAGGUGAUCGGGGACAGCGGCGGCGGAAAGAUUGGGGGAGGUUUGCUAUUGUUUUCUUUGAUUUUCAUGCUUUUUUAUGGGCGCAUUCCAAACAUUUCACUCGCGACAUAUGUCAAUGCACUAUACUUCGUUUCACUUCAAUCUUCAAGUCUGAACACACUCGAUGCUACGAGCUGAUGGGAUUAAUCAGACGGUGUAGAAAGCUCACCGACACGGUGUUUGUCAUGUGUCUGUACGUGUUCCAUCAUUGCUCAGCCGUACAGUGACUCUAGCUCAGCCAAUCAUGCACAGGGAACGCCCAGUGCCUUGCGCUUUUGAUGCCGUUUGAUUGGCCCCGUCUGCUUGUAGCGUCCGGACUUAACGAAGUACAGGCACAAUUUGUGGCAUUUUACAUUUGCCGCGAGCGUUCGAGCAUCUGGUGCCACGAGAAAAAUAUUGAUGCUGGCAAUGUUGAGGCCCAAAAUUCAGUGGAAGGUUCAGUCCGCGCUGCAAAGCUGUACCCAGAUUUGUCGCUGAAAGAGUCGAGUCAUGGGAGGGCAUACAUAUUAUAUGAGAGAUGUGCAACUUGUAAAUAAAUUUGUUGUGGUCCAAAAAAUAAAUACAUGGUUGGUCUCACAA
This is a messenger RNA of Ixodes scapularis (black-legged tick), 1823 nucleotides long. Its product is annotated as receptor-binding cancer antigen expressed on SiSo cells. The transcript has 4 exons. The coding region runs from base 386 to 1081 and encodes 231 amino acids. NCBI's taxonomy places the organism in Eukaryota, Metazoa, Arthropoda, Arachnida, Ixodida, Ixodidae. The record is from RefSeq and is a predicted model, not a curated record. Gene Ontology annotation, cellular component: secretory granule.